AUGAGAGCAAUAAUAAGAUUUAAGAUAAUUCGACAAGUACAUUCCCUGGUGUCAAAAGAUGCAGACAACAAACUUAAAAGAAUAGUAUCAUAUAUUAAUAAUUACGAUGACAACCUGUAUGAACUAAAAAGAAAAAAGGAGUACCUUGGCUUGUUAAAAAACAUAUAUCAUACCAUCCCUUCAAGGUUGAAUGAAAACAAAUUAUGGAAUAAUUUCUUGAAUAAAUUGAAAGCAGAAAAGUGUUAUCAUAAAUUAAAAAAAAUAAUUAAGAAAAAUAUUAUAACACACGAUUCUCUGAUGUGCAGACAAAUAAUAUAUCUUUAUUAUAUAGGUUUUGAUGACGAAAUUGGCUGUUUGAUAAAAAGACUCGAUUAUAAAUUACAAAAGUGUAAUGAGAAGGACUUUAAAGAUUGUGAAAAAUAUAUGAAUGAAGAUGUAAGUGAUAUAAUAAAAAUGUUAUAUGUAUUAUAUCAUUAUAAGAAUGGUAAAGAUAAGGAUUAUAAGAAUAUAAUAUUACAUUUUGAUAAAUAUAUAUAUCAUAGCAAGAAUAUUCCUAUGACAAAUUUAAAGUAUUUGUUUUAUUUUCAUUUAUUUUAUUUUAAUAUGAACUAUUCAUUAAUAAGAAUAGAGAAAUGUUUAGAAACGCAUGGACAUUUAUUAACAUCAGAACAAUUGAUGUUUUUAAUUCGAUACAUAAAUAUUUAUUUAAAAAAUUUAUAUCUCUAUAAUGUUAUUAAGCAUAGAAAUGAUUACCAGACGGUGUGUAAUAAUAUGAAUAAUAAAACAAAUGAAAAUGAGACUGAUAAUAAUGGAAAUAAUUAUGAAGACGAAAAUAGUUAUAGGAAUAAAAUUAAAAAGGAAAUAAAUAUUUUUAUAAAUAAUUUGUUUAGGAUAAAUAAAAAUGAGAAAGAAUAUUUUAUUUUCUACAAUUUUGAUGAUAUAGAAAUAAAAAAUAAGUGUGUAAAAAAUGAAGAGUUGGAUAUGAAUGAACAGGAUAAUGUAAGUAUUUUAAAAAAUACGAGUAUUCAUAAAUUUGUAAAAAAUAAAAUAAAUGAAAGAGAUGAUAAUAAAAAGGGAAAUCAUCAUAUUAAUGAUAAUAUGUAUUUUGAUAUGACGAAUGGAGAUAAAGAAAAUGUAACUAUGAAAGAUAAUAAUAGUAAUAAGGAUAAUAUAUUAUAUAAUAAUAUAUUAUAUGAUAAUAUAUUAUAUAAUACUAAUAGUAGUAGUGAUAAGAAUUCUGUUUCUUUUUAUAUACAUGAAAACCAAAUGAAUAGAAAAAAUAGUUUUAAUAGUAACAAUUGUGUGAAUAAUAAUAUGGAAGGAUUAACUAUUCAGAGUGAUGAAAAUAAUAAUUUAUGUAAUAGUCGAAAGGUUUUAAGAAAAGAAAAAAUUAUAAUAAAUAAUACAGAAUUAAAUAUAUAUAAGAAUAUAUAUAAGAUAUGUACAAAGGAAGUUAUAAAGAAUAUUUUAUUAAAUAAAGAAAAAAUAGAUAUAGAUAUUUUAUGGAAUGGUUUUAUUAGUAAUUUAUUUAAAGAUGAAUAUAUAUAUAUGUUAAUGAAUGAAAUAAAAAAAGAUAAUAAGAAACAUAUAGUAAAUGAAGAAGAAUUUAUAACAUAUUUAAAACAAAUAAAAUUAUUGGAAUUAUAUGAUGAUACAUUUUUUAUAACCAUAUGUAAUAAUUUUUUUAAAACUUAUAUUGUUGAAAAAAAGUAUAUAAAAAAUUUAUAUUUUGCUGAUAGAUUAACAUAUUAUACAGAUAUUUUUUGUUACAAUUCUUUCUUACAAAAAUAUAUUUUAUAUAUAUAUAAAUUAAAUUUAGAACGAUUUAAUAUAAAAAUAUUAAAAAAAAUAUUAUCCAAAUUAUUUUAUUUCUUACAACAAAAUAAAUCUUUAAUAAAUGGUUUUGAUAAAUUUAUAAAGAGUCUUAUUAUAAAAAUUAUUAUGAAUGGUUCAUUCAAUGAUAUUAUAAUGAUUAUAUAUACAUGGAGACAAUAUAUCUUUUAUAAGACAUAUAUGAAUGACCAAAGAGAAAAAGAAAAAUGUUUUGAGAGUAAAAAUUAUUAUAUGAAUGUAUUUGAUGAUAAAAAUAAUGUGUAUAAUAUGUAUAAUAUGUAUAAUUCGAAUAAUUCGAAUAAUAUGAUAAACUUUGAAACGGAUCCUCAUUUUGUUUAUAAGGAUAUACAAAAGAAAAUUAUAAAAAUGUUAUGUAUAGAAAAUAUUAUAGAGGGGAAUAAAAUAGAUGAUACUAAAUAUAAUAUGAAUAAUAAAUAUGUAUACACUGAAUUAUAUAAUAAUCAUAUGAUAAAUAAUAAUUCUUGUUAUUUACAAAAUAAUAAUAUUUUCCAUUUAAACAAUACUAUGUUGCAUUAUAUGAAAAAGGACUAUAUAAAAAUAUAUGAAUUUUUAAGCUUCCGAACUAUUAUAGAGAAAAGACAAAUGACUUACAUUAUGUUUGAUAAAUAUUUUGAUAAAAGUAUGAUCAUUAUGACAAAUAAACAAUUAAUAAAAUUAUUCUGUGUCUUUUUAAAUAAGCUUCAUAAUACUAUAAAAAGUGGUGAAAACAAAUUGAAUCUUUUCGAAUGUGUAAAUAAUUUUUUUCAUGACGACCCUAUGUAUUAUAGUAUGAGUCAAUUAUUAAGAGAGGGAAGUGACUUGAUGAAGGAGGAUCAACCUUUGAAUAAAAAAAAAAAUAAAACAAAUAAUGAAGAUAUACAAAAGGGUGGGCAUAAUAUAAAUGAUAAUAAUAAUAAUAAUAAUAAUAAUACUAAUACAUAUUAUGAUAAUAAUAAUACAUAUUAUGAUAAUACUAAUACAUAUUAUGAUAAUAAUAAUACAUAUUAUGAUGAUUAUCAUGUCGAAGGUUUGAAUAAAUCAAAGCAAAACUUAUAUUAUAAUAACAAUAACAAUUGUGAUAGAGAACAAAUGCGUAGUAACCCUUUAUUCGUAUCAACUAAAAAUAAGGCAGAUAAAGAAAAAACAUUUUUAAUAAAAAAAAAAAAAAUUGAUACUAAUUUUAUUAAUGAAGAAGAAAAGGAAUUUAUUGAAAAUAAAAUUGUGGAGAAUAAAUGUCAAGAGUCAUUUGAUUUUUUGUUUAACGAUAAAGAUAACAAAAAAAAAAAAAAAAAAAUUAUUUCUUUAUCAGAUGUAGUUAAUUAUAAAAAGAAAUAUGCAUAUGAAUAUCUUUGUUUAAAUAAUUUUAUUAAUUUAUUAUUAAUGAUAAUAAUAGAUAAUUAUAUCUUUUUUGAUAUUAAGAAUUUACAUUUUAUAAAUUUCUUUUUCCAGUGUUUUGAAUAUGAACAUCUGUUAUCUAUGUCUAUAUAUCAUUACUUUUAUUUUUUCCAUAUUUUUAAGAAUAUAAAUUAUGCUCACUUAAGACAAAAGGAUAAGAAGGAAUAUAUAUAUUCAGAAGAUUUUUUUAAUAAAAAUAAAAAUAAAAUUAUGCAUAUAUGUAAGGAGAAAAUAAAAAAUUUGAUCAAUGAGCAUAUUUUGUUUAACCUAAAAUGUGGGUAUAGUAUGACAGAACUUAAUGAAGAGCAAAAAAAAAAAAAAAAAAAAGAAGAAAAUGAUACUUGUCAUAAACAAAAAAAUGUUGAAAAGAAUGAUACUUGUCAUAAACAAAAAAAUGUUGAAAAGAAUGAUACUUGUCAUAAACAAAAAAAUGUUGAAAAGAAUGAGACCUGUCUUGAACAAAAAAAUGUAAUAAAUUUUGAUCUGGAUUGUAUAAUUAUGUUAAUUUUAUAUAACAUGAACAAAGAAGAUGUUGUGGAUAUUUUUAAAAAUUGUUUCUUAUUAUCAUUAAAUAAUUAUUUAAUGGAACAGCAAAAAAAAAAAAAAAGAGAGAUAAUAUUUAUAUAUGGUAAUACAAAUUGUUCAAUAGAGAUAGAUGGUGAAACCAAAAUGGAUAUAAGAGAAAUUAAAUCAAAUGAUAAUAAUAAGGAGGAUAAAAUGGCUAGUUGUUCAUAUAAUAUGAAUCAAUUAAAUAUUAUACCAUGUAACAAUUUUGAUAUGAUCAGAAAGAUUUUUGAUAGUAAGAAUAAGAAUAUAAAAUAUAUUGAUGAGUUUGAUAUUAUAAAAAAAUAUGAAUUUUUUUAUAUUCACAUGAUAUAUAAAAAAUUGAUGUGUCUUAAUAAUAAAAUGGGUAUGGAUGGAAAUAAUUUAAAAAAUAAUGAUGAUAUGUUGGAAGGUGUUGAUGAUAUAAAGAAUAAUUACAACUUAAAUAAUAAUUAUGUUUAUAAUAAUAUCAUGUAUGAAGAUGAUAAAAAAAUGUAUGGUUAUAUUAAUCAUUCAUAUGAUCAUAAUAAUUUCAAUGAGUAUAAAAAGGAACAAUCUGAUUAUAACUCUUUUCUGCAUUUUUUAUCAAAUAAAAAACAAAAUUAUGAAGCAGAAGAAUUAUUAAAAUUAUGUACCAUGAUAAAAAUAUUUAAAGGAAAUGACAAAAUAAAACAGAUCAUAAAUAAAAUUAAUAUGCUUUUUAAUAGUUAUAAUAGUUUUGAAUUUUUUAUAAGUUAUUUAUUUCUCAUUAUACUUAAUGAGAAAAAAGAAAAUUAUAUAAAUCAAAUUUAUAAAAUAUUUAAUGAAAUUAAUAUAUAUUUAUUAAAUAAUAAUAUAAAACCUUAUUGGUAUCAAUUAUUAAUACAAAUACUUUAUCUUAUAAAAAUUAAAAAUUUAUAUUCUUUCGAUUUAUUAUGUAUCAAAUAUAAAAAUAUAGCUAAUUUUUAUUACCAAGCUAUAAAUAUCAAGAAAAACUUAUUGGAAGAAUAUCAAAAAAAACAAAAAAAAACAUGCACAAAUUCAAAUAUAAAUAUGACAUAUUAUAUAAAUAAUGGACAACAAUAUAACAUAUAUAGGUCAAUCAUUAGAAAAUAUUUACAAACAAAUAAUAUUUCUUAUAUUGAAAAUAUACAAUUAAAAGAUAGUCCAUUCAUAUUUGACAUAUAUGUUCCUUCAAAAAAAAUCAUCUUUUUAAAUCAAGAUAUGUGUAUUUUUCCUGAUAUAUUUAUUGAUCAUUUACAAGUCUACAUAUUUGACACCAUUCAUUUUACUAUAUGUGAGAUGAAUGAAAGAAAUUAUAAUAAUCUGAUAGGAAGUACAUAA
Messenger RNA from Plasmodium adleri (nom. inval.), 5094 nucleotides. Its product is annotated as conserved Plasmodium protein, unknown function. Lineage: Eukaryota; Apicomplexa; Aconoidasida; Haemosporida; Plasmodiidae. The coding region runs from base 1 to 5094 and encodes 1697 amino acids. The transcript has 3 exons. The record is from RefSeq and is a predicted model, not a curated record.